This is a messenger RNA of Etheostoma cragini (Arkansas darter), 1050 nucleotides long. It is a transcript of the gene c4h1orf159, whose product is annotated as chromosome 4 C1orf159 homolog. Lineage: Eukaryota; Metazoa; Chordata; Actinopteri; Perciformes; Percidae. The transcript is spliced from 9 exons. Bases 221 to 820 code for a protein of 199 amino acids. The record is from RefSeq and is a predicted model, not a curated record.
AAGUGUCCGUGCUAAAUGAAAGCAAGCAGGUAGCUAUGAGCUGCGCACUGACUAUCUGUGGUUGAACUGCGGAGGUGUGUUGAUGACAGAUCUGCCAAAACCAAAACUGACUUUCUGACAAUACCUCUGCGGCGGACCUGGCUGGACGGUCAAUAAACCACACCUAGGAGUUUGGUCCGGUUUUCUCAGGCCAAAGCCUAGUGUUUGGCUGGGUUUGAAUAUGGCUCUGUCGUUCCUUUUGGUCUUGGCUGCAACUGUGAUUCUUAUCAGACCUGAGACACCCGUAACUAAGGCUUUACAUCAAAACUCCCUUGAGUGCUGUGGCGAGAAGCAGAGAGUGAACAAUUCAUGUUCAAAUGACACCCACUGUGAACCAGGAUGCUUCUUGCGUGUCCUUGACAACAGCAACACUGUUUGCAUAUUCUGUGACUCCGCAGCUGUGGACUUGGAGAACAUAACAGUCUGCGCUUACAACUAUACGGUGGAGAGAAAAAAUCACACAACCGUAACGACUGUCAUUCCUAAAAUUGGAGGGCCAGGUGUGGCAGCCUCACUUCUUCUGGGGACACUGUUGAUCAGCCUGUUCCUGAUCCUCUCUGUGGCCUCCUUCUUCUACCUCAAACGCUCCAACCGACUCCCGGGCAUCUUCUACCGCCGCAACAAGGCCUUCAUAUUCCAACCAAGUGAGACAGCUGUCAUGAUCCCCUCCUCAACAGUGAGGAAGCAGAGAUAUGUAAGGAGGGAGCGGCCUUCAGCAACAUCAACACUGAAUAAUGACACCUUACCCACCACAUCCACCACCCAGGUCUAUAAUGUGUAGGAGGAAAAGGAGGAGGUGGAGGGGUGGGAGUGCCAGCGCAGGUAGGAGAGAGAGAACGCUCAGGAACGAUGUUAGAUUUAGUUAUCGUGUGAGGUCCAGCAGGGUAAAGAAAGACCUCGAGUUGACUUGUUCAAAGGUGGCCAUCUUUAACUGUAGCUGCUUCUGCUGCAUUCUUGUCACGAGGGCUCUUACUUUAUUGCUAUUUAAUAAUAAUUUAAGUGUGAAAUUGA